GGCGGAGGCGGCGGCGGCGGCGGCGGUGAGCGCGGGCGGGCGCGCCGGGCGCGGGAGCUGCCGCCGUUGGGCCCCCGCGGCCUCCCCCCGAGCUCCGGACACCGUGCGGGGCGGGCCGGGCACCCGGGCUCCUCGGCUGGCCUGUGAGACCUGGCCGGGCCGGAUUGGCCCACAGCGCCUCGGUCACCAUGGACGCCCAGUAUGUCCUCUGCCAGUGGAGAAAGCGCCUAUGGCCUGCCAAGGUCUUGGACAGACCUGAGACGUUCACCAAAUCUCAGAGGAAAAAGGAAUUUUUUCUCAAUGUUGAAAUCCUCUCCUUAGACAAACAACUUAAGGUGAAGAGCUCGGCGGUGCAGACCCUGAGCCGCUCUCGGAUUGAAGACAUCGCCUCGUCGCUGGCCUCGCCGGACGCCGUGCCCAGCUCGCCCGUGGAGGAACUGACCUACCGGCGCUCCCUGCGGGUGGCGCUGGACCUUUUGAACCCCAGCACUCCCAGUCCGCGAGAGGCAGGAGCUCCGGAGGAAGCCGGGACCCCCCUGGCCCCCGCAGCCGAAGCCACAGCUGCCGUCACUGCUGUCGUGCCGGGGGACGCAGCCGGGCCUGGUUCUGGCAAGCAGGACCCAGCGCAGCAGGACCCGCCGGGCUCAGCUCCUUGGGAAGAGGACCCCCAGCACCCCGCGGACCCCAGCAGGGAGCCCGAGAGCCCGGGGCCCCCCGGGGGAGACCAUGGCGAUGCUGGGGCCGGCCAGCCCCCCACGGACCAUCCCGCUACCCCCCGCUCGCCUCCCAGAGCCCCGGACUGUGACUGCGAGUUGCCUUCAGGGGACCCUACAGGGCCCCUGGAACCCGGAGCUGGACCCCCCAAGCGACCGUGCUUGGACAGCAGCUGGGACCCUGAGCCGGCACUGUCUGCCGGGCAGGAGGUGAAAGCCGGCACCCCUCCACACAGCCCGCCGAGCCCCGGGCCCCCGACCUCCGAGAAGGUGGAGGGAGCUGCAGACUGGCCAUCCUGCAUGGAGUCCAUGGAGCUGAGCUCAAUCCAGUCUCUCCUGGAGGAAGAGGAGGACGACGAGGAGCCGCCCAGAAUCCUUUUAUAUCACGAACCCCGCUCGUUUGAGGUUGGAAUGCUGGUCUGGCUCAAGUACCAAAAAUACCCCUUUUGGCCGGCAGUGGUCAAAAGCAUCCGGCGCAGAGACCGGAAGGCCAGCGUGCUCUUCAUCGAGGGGGACAUGGACCCCAAGGGCCGAGGCAUCGCUGUGUCCCUGCGGAGGCUGAAGCACUUUGACUGCAAGGAGAAGCAGGCCCUGCUGACCGAGGCCAAGGAGGAAUUCGAGCAGGCCAUUGGCUGGUGCGUGUCCCUCAUCACCGACUACAGGGUCCGCCUGGGCUGCGGCUCUUUCUCCGGCUCCUUCCUGGAGUACUACGCUGCUGACAUCAGCUACCCGGUGCGCAAGUCCAUCCAGCGGGACGUCCUGGGGACCCGCUUCCCGCCGCUGAGCGCGGGGGCCCCCGAGGCGCCGGCCGAGGGGAGCCCGUGGGGCCGGCGGCCCCCGUGCCGGAAGGUGCUCCCCGACCGCUCCCGCGCCGCGCGCGACCGCGCCAACCAGAAGCUGGUGGAGUACAUCGUGAAGGCGCGGGGCGCCGAGGGCCACCUGCGCGACAUCCUCAGGAACCGCAAGCAGUCGCGGUGGCUCAAGACCUUCCUGAGCUCGGCGCAGUGCGUGACGUGCGUGGAGACGUACUUGGAGGACGAGGCCCAGCUGGACCUGGUGGUGAAGUACCUGCAGGGCGUGUGCCGCGACGCGGGCCCGGGGCUGCUGGCGCGCAUCAACGGGGACCGGAUCCGCUUCAUCCUGGACGUGCUGCUGCCGGAGGCGGUCAUCUGUGCCAUCUCUGCCGUGGACGCUGUGGACUACAAGACAGCUGAGGAGAAGUACAUCAAGGGACCCUCACUCGGAUAUCGGGAAAGAGAGAUCUUUGACAACCAGCUUCUGGAAGAAAGGAGCCGCCGAGGCUGCUGAGGGCCCAGGCUGGGGGUGUGGGCUUGGGCCAUCAGCUCCGCCCACGCCCUGCAGCGCCCCCUCCUGACCACCCUGACCACCGUCUCCCCCACCCCCACCCUCAGGCUCGCUCCCCUCACCGGCGGGCCUCAGCUGCAGAUGCAGAUCCUGGGGGCUCCCCGUGGCAGGUGGCACCCCUCGGGUUCUCUGUUUUCCAGCACCAUCUGCCGCUGCCCCGGGAUUUCCUUUCUGGAAGGCUCUGAAGAGCCUGUGUGUUCUGGGGCAAAGUCUUGACAAUCCGCAGUCCGCCGGGACACUCACAGCUCCGGGAAUGUCAGGGAACAUCCCAGAAGCCGACCCCCCCAACCCCUGCACCCCACCCUCUCUUGCCUCCUGCCGUGGCACUCGGGGGUGCCACCUGAUGUGUUGGAACCCCAGUACCUCGGAUCACCCGCCACCCCAUUCCCGUGACACCAGGACUGAGCCGUGAGCAGCGCUGGGGGUGGCCCCCGAACAGGACUGUAACCGCCGGAUACAGGCGUCUGUUUACCCUGGAGUGAGCGGGGCAUGGGCCUGUCGAGACCCCCUCCUCCCUGCCCGGGAGAUCCUGAUGGACACCCCACCCGAGCUCGUGGAUUGUUGAUUCUAGCUCAUGGGGGUCGGGGGCUCUAUCUUCCUGGGCGCGUCUCAGGCCUGCCCCCCAGAACCCUCCCAGUGGCCUUGACUCAGAUCUGAAAGCAGGCGGGUCCACCUGGCAGGGCCACCCCAGUGCCUGGUGAUUGGGGCGGGGCUGGUGACACCAGCAGGGGCAGGGGGACCCAGCACCACCGUGUGCGCCUGGGGAGCCCCUUGCUGUGUGCCUGGGACUGCACGGUUAAGUAUUUUUUUAUGCUGUUUUCUUUGCUGCCCUGCCUGUGGUUUUUGGCUUUGACGUCGGAAGGACUGUUCUUAAGGAAUAAAUAUUGUUUCGGAUUC
This is a messenger RNA of Sorex fumeus (smoky shrew), 2975 nucleotides long. RefSeq names its product PWWP domain containing 3A, DNA repair factor (gene PWWP3A). NCBI's taxonomy places the organism in Eukaryota, Metazoa, Chordata, Mammalia, Eulipotyphla, Soricidae. The record is from RefSeq and is a predicted model, not a curated record. Gene Ontology annotation, cellular component: cytosol; nucleus. The transcript is spliced from 14 exons. Gene Ontology annotation, molecular function: nucleosome binding. Gene Ontology annotation, biological process: chromatin organization; DNA repair. The coding region runs from base 189 to 2021 and encodes 610 amino acids.